Contarinia nasturtii (swede midge) is the source of this 1095-nucleotide messenger RNA. Its product is annotated as protein takeout-like. Bases 173 to 928 code for a protein of 251 amino acids. The record is from RefSeq and is a predicted model, not a curated record. Lineage: Eukaryota; Metazoa; Arthropoda; Insecta; Diptera; Cecidomyiidae. The transcript is spliced from 11 exons.
AUUUGUAAACGCCAACACGGCUGUAGAAAAGAUAAAAUCUAAUUAAAAUUGGUUUAUUUUAAGAAACUUUUCAGUUUAUUUCGAUCAUUUUUAGUUUAUUUGGAAGAGAAAUUUCGUUAAAAUCGAUAUAAAAAAAAUAUUUAAAUUCAUAAUUUGACAUUGUGCAGUAGCCAUGAAGGUUAUACAAGCUGUUUUUUUCAUGCUGUGCAGUGGCGCUUUUGCAGUAAAAUUUCCUACUGAUAUCCCAAAGUGCAAGAAAGGUGAUUCGGAAUGUAUGAUAAAAUCGGCUAACAUUGUGAUGAACAUCUACGCAAAAGGCGGUGAAAGAGGUAUCGCUUUACUCCCACUGGACCCUUUGGAUAUCCCCAAAAUAAAUAUUGAACAGGGUGAAGAGUCACCUGUGAAUGUGGUUUUAAAAUUCAGCAAUAACACAAUUACCGGUUUGAAAGAUUUCACUUUUUACAAAAUCGAAGGAUUUAACGAUAAACCAGAAGGAAAAUAUGAGAUUCGACUGAAAGGGCCUCGCCUUGAGCUGGUCGGACCUUAUUCGAUCCAAGGAAGAAUUUUAAUUUUGCCAAUAAGCGGAAUCGGACAGUCAAACAUAACAGUCGUGGAUCCCGAUUUCUUAGUUCGUUUCAAUGGGAAGACAGUAACCAAAAAUGGAAAGACCUAUUUAAAACCCGAAAAUACCAAACUUUCUUUCACGCUCACCAAAAUGAGUUUAUAUUUGAGCAAUUUAUAUAAUGGCGAUAAGGCGCUCGGCGACAACACCAAUUUGUUUCUGAAUGAAAAUUGGCAGGAAGUUUGGCCCGAGAUUAAGAAAUCAGUUUUUUUGGCCUUUGGACAAAUCGUUGACAAUAUAUUGUCGAAUAUUUUCACAAGAGUUCCGUACGAUGAUCUCUUUGAUAAUUCAGGAAAAAGUCCCUGAAUCACGAUCAGUUGUUUCAACAAGAAAACUUCAUUUUAGCUUAUGACUUCGAUAAUAAUAUAAGUAUUUCUAAAUCAUACUAAUAUCACAUUUCGGGAGAACAUUUUUCUGUUUUUUUUUUUCUGCUCAUUGUGUUUAUCAUAAUAAAGAGCUAUAAAAUUAAACAA